AAUUGGGGAAAGUACAAAUAAAUCUCAGUUCGAAGGAGAAAACGCUCCGACCAUACUUCCGUCAAACCCACCGUCCCUCCCCACACACACCGCCUCACACACCUCACCUACCUCGGGGUUAGGGUUUUAUAGCCGGAGCAGAUAUGCAACAACCACAGCAGAUGAUUCCUAUGAUGCCUUCAUACCCUCCCACUAACAUCACCACCGAACAGAUUCAAAAGUAUCUCGAUGAGAACAAGAAAUUGAUUUUGGCAAUUUUGGAUAAUCAAAACCUCGGAAAACUGGCUGAAUGUGCCCAGUACCAGGCUCAGCUUCAAAAGAAUUUGAUGUAUUUAGCUGCAAUUGCUGAUGCCCAGCCACAAGCACCGGCAAUGCCUGCCCAGAUGGCUCCACAUCCUGCAAUGCAACCAGGAGGGUUUUACAUGCAGCACCCUCAAGCAGCAGCUAUGGCUCAGCAACAAGGUAUGUUCCCACAGAAGGUGCCCCUACAGUUCAAUAACCCACACCAAAUGCAAGAACACCAGCAGCAACAGCAGCAGCUACACCAACACCACCAACAAGCCAUCCAAGGCCAAAUGGGUAUGAGACCCGGAGGUACCAACAACGGCAUGCAUCCCCCGCAUUCCGAGACCACUCUUGGAGGCGGCAGCAGUGGUGGUCCCCCUCAAGCUGCGGGCCCGAGCGAUGUACGUGGAGGAAACAAGCAAGAAGCUUCCGAGGCCGGGGCAGGUGGCAUUGAUGGCCAGGGCGUCUCAGGUGCCGGGCAUGGUGGAGGGGAUGGAGAGGAUGCCAAGUGAUGUGGCCCGUGGGUCAUGUCCCACAUAGAUCCAUGUGGGUGUUGAUAAGUAGGUCUCUCUUAACAGUAGAAUGGAAUUUGGUCUGGUGAGCUUUCCUAUCUUGAACAAGGAACAGAGUCUUGAUUGUUUUACUCAGUUUUAUAGAACAGGUAGGUUUGUGUUGUGUUUUUAAGAACCUGGCAUGCCCAUGAAAGAAGACCAUAUUUAGUGAUAAAAGGAUUGAUGUUUGUCGAUGCCCGCAUAUGUCGUUCUGUAACAGCUUAUAAUGGAUGCUGGGUGUUGUAGAAACAGUGAUCCCUACACAUUUCUGGUGUUGGUCAUAGUCUCUAUAAGGUCUCUUCUGAAAAUUGAAUCAAGUAUUGGUUCUCUUGCUUAUGA
Molecule: messenger RNA, 1175 nt
Organism: Camellia sinensis
Lineage: Eukaryota; Viridiplantae; Streptophyta; Magnoliopsida; Ericales; Theaceae
Gene: GIF3
Product: GRF1-interacting factor 3
Source: RefSeq, a predicted model, not a curated record